Molecule: messenger RNA, 897 nt
Organism: Arxiozyma heterogenica
Lineage: Eukaryota; Fungi; Ascomycota; Saccharomycetes; Saccharomycetales; Saccharomycetaceae
Exons: 1
Coding region: 1-897 (298 amino acids)
Cellular component (GO): cytoplasm
Source: RefSeq, a predicted model, not a curated record
AUGCCAAGAAAUCAUUUAAUUAUUUUACCUUGUCACGGAAUCUGGAAAAUUGAUUCAGCAUCGGACGAUAACAAUUAUGGUCAAUUAUCAGAUCAGUGGUAUUUAGCACCAUUUCAACUUGAAGGUAAUGAUCACUUAGUCUUUAUUAAGCAAUCUUUAAAAGCGAUCGAAGAACUAUUACUUGAUUAUGAAAACAGUGUUAUACUAUUUAGCGGUUCUCAAACGAAAAUAGAUGCCGGUCCAAUAAGUGAGGCUCAAUCAUAUUUUCUACUGAUGAAAAAAUUAGUAAAUUUAGCUACUACUAAAGAUGGUUUCGAACAGUUGACUUCAUUAUUUGAUAUAGAGAUCAGGAUAUUACUAGAAAACAUUGUUAAACAACUGGAAUCGAAUAAUAUAAGUGUCAACACACUCUUUUCCAAUGGAUAUAUAAACACAGAGGAAUAUGCAUUAGAUUCUUUUGAUAAUUUAUUAUAUUCCAUACUUCGAUUCAAAGAAAUUACUCAGUGGUAUCCUAAACAUAUUACUAUUAUAGGAUUUGGUUUUAAAGAAUCAAGAUUUUUGAAUUGUCAUGCAAGAGCACUAGAUAUCCCUAAGGAUAUUAUUCGUUAUAUUUCAUAUGAACCUGAACCUUUAAAUUAUUCACAGGAACAAUUGAAUAGAUAUUUUGAGAAUUUGAUAUAUAUGGAAAAGAAGAAUGCUCUUGGUUUGUUUGAAAAUGAUUGGUAUGCAAGGAAAAAUAGUUUAACUAAAAAGAAAAAUGGCAGAAAUCCAUAUAAAAGGAUAGCAAGAUAUGAUGGUCUCAAAAUGUUUCAUUUUAAUGAAACAGAAUUGACAGAUAGUGAACAUUUCAAAAAAUAUGUUGAGGGUAAAAUGCCAUGGUCGUAUAAAGAAUGGUAG